CUGGAAUGUGAACAAAGUGACUGCUUCAGCUAGCCGCGUGGUGAACAAAACUAUGAUUCAUUCACUGAUCACGAAACGUCACAACGUCAGGAUUUGUCACUAGGCGCUCAGAACACAGACAACUCUGUCAGCCUGUCCUAUUGAGGGGACGCUUUUUGGGACCAAUGCAGACCCCCCCUCAGUUCCUCACUGUCAGUGCCUGUGCGUGGGUCAGCAGUUUUUGUCGCUUUCAAGAUAUUGGGACCAGUGAAAAUUUGGACGUGCCGGAAAAGAUGUCAGUCAGCGUCCAUGAAAACCGCAAGUCAAGGACAAGCACGGGCUCCAUGAACAUCUCGCUGUUCCACAAGCCCUCUCAUCCAGACAGUGUGCUCACCCACCUUAAUACCCUCCGCAAACAGUGCAUGUUCACAGACGUAACACUAUGGGCAGGCGACCGCUCCUUUCCCUGCCACCGAGCUGUGCUUGCAGCUUGCAGUCGAUACUUCGAAGCCAUGUUCAGCGGUGGUCUCCGUGAGAGUCUUGACAACGAGGUUAACUUUCGUGACAGUGUGCACCCGGAGGUUCUGGAGCUGCUACUGGACUUUGCUUACUCCUCACGUGUCAUCAUCAACGAGGAAAAUGCAGAGUCACUUCUUGAGGCCGGAGAUAUGCUGCAAUUUCACGAUAUACGUGAUGCUGCAGCAGAAUUUUUGGAGAAGAACUUGCAUUCGUCUAACUGCUUGGGGAUGAUGUUGCUCUCGGAUGCCCAUCAGUGCAAACGCCUUUAUGAGCUCUCGUGGAGGAUGUGCCUCAUCCACUUUGAGACUCUUCGAGACACUGAAGACUUCUGUGGCCUCUCCAAAGACAAACUUCUGGAUCUCAUCCUUAGUGACGAGCUGGAGAUUGAGGAUGAACAGAUUGUGUUCAAUGCUGUCAUGCGCUGGGUUAGGUAUGAUCUAGACAGUCGCAGAGACUACCUUCCCGAGUUGCUGCGAGGAAUACGUCUAGCGCUGUUACCUUCAGAGUGCCUCAUUGAGGCUGUGGCAUGUGAGGAACUUGUGAUGUCAGAUAAAAGGAGCAGACAGAUUGUUGACGAGGCCAUGCAAUGCAAGAAGAAGAUUCUUCAGAACGACGGAGUCGUCACUAGCCCCUGUGCAAGACCUCGCAAAUCUGGACACACGCUACUCAUUCUUGGGGGCCAGACGUUUAUGUGUGAUAAAAUCUACCAAGUGGACCACAAAGCAAAAGAGAUCAUCCCCAAAUCAGAUCUUCCUAGUCCCAGGAAGGAGUUCAGUGCAUGUGCCAUCGGCUGCAAGGUUUACGUGACCGGAGGAAGAGGGUCAGAAAAUGGGGUGUCAAAGGACGUUUGGAUAUAUGACACGGUACAUGAAGAAUGGUCUAAAGGGGCCCCCAUGUUAAUUGCACGAUUUGGUCACGGUUCAGCUGAACUUGAAAACUGCCUUUAUGUUGUUGGGGGUCACACGGCUAUAGCAGGUGUCUUCCCGGCCUCCCCCUCAGUGUCCCUUAAACAGGUUGAGCGUUACGACCCACUAACCAACAAGUGGACAAUGAUGGCACCACUUAGGGAUGGUGUCAGCAAUGCAGCAGUGGUCAGUGCCAAGCUAAAACUCUUUGUGUUUGGUGGAACAACCAUUCACAGGGAUAAGGCCUCAAAGGUCCAAUGCUAUGACCCAGUUGAGAACCGUUGGACCAUAGCUGCUGAGUGCCCACAACCGUGGAGAUACACGGCCGCUGCUGUUCUCGGCAGUCAGAUAUUCAUAAUGGGCGGUGACACAGAGUUUACGGCUGCAUCCGCUUACCGAUUUGACUGUGAGACCAAUCAAUGGACGCGUGUUGGUGACAUGACCUCUAAAAGAAUGAGCUGCCAUGCUGUGGCCUCUGGUAAUAAACUCUAUGUGGUUGGCGGUUACUUUGGGACACAGCGGUGUAAAACCCUGGAUUGUUAUGAUCCGACAUCGGAUAGCUGGAACAGUAUCACUACCGUGCCUUAUUCACUGAUUCCAACUGCAUUUGUCAGCACCUGGAAGCAUCUUCCUGCCUAGUUGCCUCCAAUUUAAGAGAAUGGAGCUGAUCUGGGUGCAAUGGUCUUCUGGCUACACUGAAUGGAGGACAGCAGAGCUGGAUUGUCAUUGGCUGGCCUGAAGCACCUCUGCUUGGUGGGUGUGGUGUGGCUGCAGUCGGUCACGCCACUCUGCAGGGCGCCUCUCGAAAACAAACCAACCAUCCAUUGCAGAGAAGAGCUGAAACAUCUUUAAAAAUGAAGCCUUGUUGUGGCCAACAGCACAAAUUUGUCUAAACCCAUGCUUGACCUUUGCCAAAUUCAGAGGCACAAUGGCACAAUAACCUUUUGCACCAAUCUCUGCUUUAUUACAUGGGUCUUUUUAGGUACAUGUCUUUACAAAAUUGUUUGUCAUGGUUGCAGCCUAUCGAGGUCAAGAACAUUCUAUUUAGUGAGCUCAGUAAUAUGGCUUACUGAGUGAACGGUGAAAAAAAAAAGAAAAAGACUUAAGCAAAAGCAUGAUUUGCUUCAUGAAUCCUUCUUUACUAUAACUGGCAGCACAGCAGGUCUACAUUUGUGUUCCAUUGCUUCCAAACACCUUAUGGAUACUGUGUUAACUUGACAUGCUCAACUAAACCAAGUUUAAACAUCUACAUGUUCAGAACGUCCCUAUGGGAAAGUGCAAGUUUACUUAAGUAGGAUGUGAAAUGCCUGCGGUAUUUCUAUUUAAUAAGUAUCUGUGAAAUAGAUUUUUACCUGGGACUUGUAUAGAUUCCAUAGCACAAUGCACUAUCAAGGACUUCCUCUCAUUUUAAGAUUUCUCAGAUUGUUGAAGAUAUAAAAAUUUGAUAAAUGCAUUUAAUUUAUGUGUUUGUGAAAACAAAAAAAUUGCACAUGACACAACAAGUAUCACUUUGGAUGAUGAGGGUAUUGAUGUUUGUUAUCGUUUUUUCCUCUAUCCUCGGAUUUUAAAGAUAGAUAGUGAUAGUUCACCCUAAAAAUAAAAUUCACCCUAAUGUCA
Molecule: messenger RNA, 3020 nt
Organism: Myxocyprinus asiaticus (Chinese sucker)
Lineage: Eukaryota; Metazoa; Chordata; Actinopteri; Cypriniformes; Catostomidae
Product: kelch-like protein 25
Exons: 4
Coding region: 165-2042 (625 amino acids)
Molecular function (GO): protein binding
Source: RefSeq, a predicted model, not a curated record